CGCCCCCUCCCCGCCGGGCGGCGGAGCCCUCGGUCUCCCCGCUCUCGGGCCGCUGCACAGCGUCCUUUGACGCGUUGAUAAUAUGCAUGUGUCAUUAGCUGAGGCCUUGGAGGUUCGGGGAGGACCACUGCAAGAGGAAGAGAUAUGGGCCGUAUUAAGUCAAAGUGCAGAAAGUCUUCAAGAAUUAUUCAGAAAAGUGAACACAGCAGACCCUACUGCCCUUGGCUUUAUCAUUUCUCCAUGGUCUCUGUUGCUGUUACCAUCUGGCAGUGUGUCAUUUACAGAUGAGAGUGUUUCCCAUCAAGACCUUCGAGCCUUCACUGCGCCCGAGAUUCUUCAGAACCAGUCACUGAACUCUCUCUCAGAUGUUGAAAAGAUACAUAUUUAUUCUCUUGGGAUGACAUUGUACUGGGGAGCUGACCAUGAAGUACCUCAAACUCAACCUAUCAAGCUUGGAGACCAUCUGAACAGCAUAUUGCUUGGCAUGUGUGAGGAUGUUAUUUAUGCUCGUGUUUCUAUACGGACUGUCCUGGAUGCUUGCAGUGCCCACAUUAGGAAUAGCAACUGUGCACCUUCUUUCUCUUAUGUAAAACAGUUGGUAAAGCUGGUUCUUGGAAGCCUUUCUGGGGUAGACCAACCUCCAUGUAACAAUGAGCAGAAACUACGUCCUGAUAGAAGCCAAGCCCUUCGGGACCGAUUGAGAGGAAAAGGCCUACCCACUGGAAGAAGCUCCACUUCUGAUGUACUAGCUGUACCCAAGGCUGCAUUGCCUCAGCAGAGUUUUCUUAAUAAAGGGCUUAGUAAGUCUAUGGGAUUUCUCUCCAUCAGAGACACACCCAAUGAGGAAGAUUAUUUUAAGGAUCUUUCCUCAGAUUACAACCCUGCAUAUGAUGAUUCAGAAGGUCCCUGUGCCUUUUAUCACUAUAAAACUAAUGGCACAGAAAGAAAAGGUAACCUUGGCCCCAGCGUACUUCAUAAGCAGAAGGUUUGGGCUUCAUCCCUGGAUUUGCUCUGCUCCUCUGACAACCCAGCCAACGAAGACCUGCUCUCUGGAGAGAUUGGAAGACUUCGUCACUGUUUCCCUGAGACGAUAAAAACACAAGUUUCUACUGCUCCUAGAAAGAAAGAGGCAAGAUACUCAGAUGGAAGUCUAGCCUUGGAUGUGUUUGGUCCUCAGAGACUGGUCCCAGUUCGCCAUAUGCCAGAGUUACCCACCUCACCAGCGAUAUCGAGUGCCUUGGAUAGGAUACGAGGAAGACAGAAGAAGCUCCAAGUGUUGAGGGAGGCCAUGAACAUAGAAGAACCAAUUCGAAGAUACAAACCUUACCAGACCGAUAUCUAUAGUACUUCCAGUGAAAGUCCAUCUAUUAUUUCUUCUGAGCCAGAUUUCCGACAAGUGAAGAGGAGCGAAGCUUCAAAAGCAUUUGACUCCAGCAGUGGACUCCAAGGGGUUGAUGAAACCUCAUGCCAUGGACAGUCACAGAGACCAAACAGACAAUUUGAAAAAUCAUUUGAAGGCAACCUGAUUAGCCAAGAGAUCAUGCUGAAACGUCAGGAGGAAGAAUUGAUGCAGCUCCAGACUAGGAUGGCUCUUAGACAAUCUCGGUUAAGCCUUUUUCCAGGAGACACCAUCAAAGCCUCUAUGCUUGAUGUCACCAGAGAUCCCCUGAGAGAAAUGGCAUUAGAAACAGCUAUGACCCAAAGAAAACUGAGGAAUUUCUUUGGACCUGAAUUUGUAAAGAUGACAGUUGAACCAUUUAUAUCUUUGGAUCUGCCAAAAUCUAUACUUACCAAGAAAGGGAAGAAUGAAGAUACCCGGAGAAAAAUAAACAUCAUGCUUCUGAGUGGACAGCGAUUGGAGCUGACCUGUGAUAUCAAAACCCUCUGUAAAGAUGUGUUUGACAUGGUUGUGGCCCAUAUUGGCUUGGUGGAACAUCACUUAUUUGCCUUAGCUAGUCUUAAAGAUAAUGAGUAUUUCUUUGUUGAUCCUGAUCUGAAACUAACUAAAGUGGCCCCAGAGGGAUGGAAAGAAGAACCAAAGAAAAAGAACAAAACAACUAUUGAUUUUACUUUGUUCCUACGAAUUAAAUUUUUCCUAGAUGAUGUCAGUCUAAUACAACAUACUUUGACCUGUCACCAAUAUUAUCUCCAACUGCGUAAAGAUAUCUUGGAGGAGAGGAUGCACUGUGAUGAUGAAACUUCCCUACUGCUAGCCUCUUUGGCCCUUCAAGCCGAGUAUGGAGAUUACCAGCCAGAGGUUCAUGGUAUGUCUUACUUUAGACUGGAACAUUACUUGCCAGCUAGAGUGACAGAGAAAAUGGAUUUAUCCUAUGUGAAAGAAGAGUUACCUAAAUUGCACAGUACCUAUAUAGGGGCUUCUGAAAAAGAAACAGAAAUGGAGUUUUUAAAGGUCUGCCAAAGACUGACAGAGUAUGGCGUUCAUUUUCAUCGUGUGCACCCAGAAAAGAAGUCUCAAACAGGAAUACUUCUUGGCAUCUGUUCUAAAGGCGUCCUUGUGUUUGAGGUGCACAAUGGGACCAGAACCCUGGUGCUUCGCUUCCCAUGGAGAGAGACCAGGAAGAUUUCUUUUUCUAAAAAGAAAAUCACCCUGCAGAAUACAUCUGAUGAAAUAAAGCAUACGUUCCAGACCAAUAACAGUAAAGUUUGUCAGUACCUCCUACAUCUCUGUUCUUCCCAGCACAAAUUCCAGCUGCAAAUGAGAACAAGACAAAGUAACCAAGAUGCCCUAGAUAUCGAGAGAGCUUCGUUUAGGAGUCUGAACUUCCAAGGAGAUUCUGUUAGAGGAUACACUAUGGGGCGUGCAGUCAGCACCGGCAGCCUGGCCAGCAGCACGCUGAACAAACUGGCUGUUCGGCCUUUGUCCGUUCAAGCCGAGAUUCUGAAGAGACUGUCCUGCUCGGAGUUGUCCCUGUACCAGCCACUGCAAGGCAGUUCAAAAGAAAGGAGUGAAAAAACAUCAUGGGAGGAAAGGCCCAGCGGAAUGAGCAAAUCCUACCAUGAUCUCAGUCAGGUCUCUCUCUAUCCUCAUCAAAAAAGUGUUAUUGACAACGUUGACUCCCCACCACAAGCCAAUGAGGAGCUGGUGGGAAAACCAUCUCAGCAGAUUGCGCGGCCAGAGACAGAGUGUGUGGCAGGAUUCAGGAAACUCAAUAAUUCAAAGUCUGUUGCAAGUUUAAGUAGAAGCCCUGAAAGGAGAAAGCAUGAAUCAGACUCCUCAUCGGUUGAAGACACUGGUCACGCAUAUGUUGUAGGAAUUAGCUCUGGAAAUGGAUUAUCCCAAGCAUCCUUGAAAGAAAAUGAUGUUCUGCAAAAAAGAUGGAGCAUUGUGUCUUCACCAGAAAGGGAGAUCACCUUGGUGAAUUUGAAAAAGGAUAACAAAUAUGACUUGGGAUUUCAGAUUGUUGGUGGAGAGAAGACAGGAAGACUGGAUCUGGGUGUUUUUAUCAGUUCAGUAACUCCUGGGGGACCUGCUGAUUUGGAUGGCUCCCUAAAGCCAGGAGAUCGUUUAAUAUCUGUGAAUAGCAUGAGUCUAGAAGGUGUUGGCUACAAUGCAGCAUUAGAAAUUUUGCAGAAUGCUCCUGAGGAUGUGACACUUGUUAUCUCUAAGCCAAAAGAGAAGAUUUCUAAAGCACCUUCUACACCUACAUAUCUUUCCAAUAGGAUGACAAAUUAUGUUCCCAGGCCUUCCUCCAUUAAAGACAAUGACCUAGAACCUUCUUUAGAGGACCACCAUCAGACACAUUAUCACCGGCGUAUCUCACUUUGUUCUUCUGCCCUGUCAGUGGGCCAAAAGGAGGGAAGCCUGAGUUCUCAGGAUUCUAGGACUGAGAGUGCCAGCCUGUCCCAGAGCCAUUUAAAUGGCUUCUUGGUAAACCAUUUGGGUGCCCCUGAAUUCCAGCAUUCCAGCCCUUCUUCCUUGGCUAUGUCUAAAGCAUCAGAGAAAAAACAGACCUUAAAUGACCACAACCAAAGCAAAGCUAAAAAGUUAGGCAUUUCAGAAACCAUGGAUUAUUCUGACCGUGGGGAUUCAGACAUGGAUGAAGCCACUUAUUCAAGCAGUCAGGAUCAUCAAACUAAAAAGGAACCUUCUUCAAUGAGUACAUCCACCAAAAUGAAUUUAAAAAAAAAUUCUUCAGCACCUCCUAAGCCUGGAGAUAUCUUUGAAGUUGAACUGUCUAAAAAUGAUAACAGCUUGGGAAUAAGUGUCACGGUACUGUUUGAAAAGGGAGGAGUAAAUACCGGCGUUAGACAUGGUGGCAUUUAUGUGAAGGCUGUGAUUCCCAAGGGAGCCGCUGAGUCUGAUGGUAGAAUUCACAAAGGUGACCGUGUUCUGUCUGUUAAUGGAGUUAGUUUGGAAGGAACUACGCAUAAACAGGCUGUGGAAGCAUUAAGAAAUACAGGGCAGGUGGUCCAUCUGUUGUUAGAAAAAGGACAGCCUCCAACAGCCAAAGUACAUGCACCAGUGACUCCACAGGGAACUCUUCUAGAACAGGCUACCCUGGAAAAACCCAUGAAAAAAACUAACAACACCAAAGACUAUGAUUUUGUUACUGAAGAAAACACGUUUGAGGUAAAAUUACUAAAAAAUAGCUCAGGGCUAGGUUUUAGUUUUUCCCGUGAAGACAACCUCAUUCCAGAGCAAAUGAAUGCCAGCAUCGUAAGGGUUAAAAAGCUGUUUCCUGGUCAGCCAGCAGCAGAAAGUGGAAAAAUUGAUGUUGGAGAUGUCAUCAUGAAAGUAAACGGGGCUUCUCUGAAGGGGCUCUCCCAACAGGACGUCAUCUCUGUUCUCAGGGGAACGUCCCCAGAAGUCUCUUUACUCCUUUGUCGACCCCCACCUGGUAUACUGCCAGAAAUUGAUGCAUCUGUCUUGACUCCACUCCACUCCCCAGUGCAGAUAUUCCCAGACAGCAGGAAAGAAGCCCAUCAACCGCCCCAUGGAGAUCAUGGCACCAGCUCAGAUGAAAACGAAAUGUCUGACAAAAGCAAAAAGCUAUUUCACUCCCUUUCUAGGAGAGAUAGCUAUGGUUACAGCAGUGGAAGUGGGGAGGAAGACUUAGCAAUCACUCCCACCCAGAUAACAAACACUAACUGGAACUCAGCCUCUCAUCAGACUCUGAAUAAUGUGGUAUCACCAGUGAACAGUCGAUAUGAAACAAGUGGCCAGGAAGAAGUUGCCUCUACCAUGUUUUAUUACCCUCAGGAACCCCCCAGUAGGCCAAACUAUGAGGACAGCAACCCUCCCUCUCCUUUGCCAGUGGACAUUGCGCCUCUUCAGGGUUGCAGACUACAGCUGGAAAAUGUCUCCUCCAAUUCAGUGGAUAACAAUUACAUGCAUCACACUUCAGAGCUUACUACCCAAGAAAACAUGACAUGUCUGGAGAAUAGCCUGGAAAAAGAACUUGAAGACUUUGAGCCGGAAGUGGAACUCCAUAUCGUCCUGACAAAAUCAGACAAAGGCAGCCUAGGCUUUACAGUUACCAAAGGCGCUGAGAGUGUUGGCUGUUAUGUCCAUGAUGUCAUUCAAGAUCCAGCCAAAAGUGAUGGGAGACUCAGACCUGGGGACCGACUCAUAAAAGUUAAUGACACAGAUGUCACUAACAUGACUCAUACAGAUGCAGUGACCUUGCUUCGAGCUGCACCAAAGACAGUCAGAUUAGUUCUCGGACGGAUUCUGGAGUUACCUAAGAUCCCAGUUUUGCCUCAUCUGCUACCUGAUAUUACACUAAUGUGCCUUAAAAAGGAAUUGGGCCUAUCUUUAUCUGGAGGACAUGACAGCAUUUACCAGGUGAUCUAUAUUAGUGAUAUCAAUCCAAAGUCAACUGCCGCCAUUGAGGGUGAUCUCCAGCCAUUAGACAUAAUCCAUUAUGUGAAUGGAAUCAGUACACAGGGAAUGACUCUGAAGGAGGCUCAAAGAAUACUGGAAAUGUCACUUCCUUCAGUGGUGCUGAAAGCAACAAGAGAUGGCCAUCCAGUGGUUCCCAAGUCAAAUGCAAGGUCGACUAAUGCUAAUGGUCAUCACCAUGGCAGUCCAUGUGGCCAACCAGCUAUAACCCCAGAUAAUUCUUACCCUAAGACAAAUGGGGAAAAAGUAACAGACGAUUCUUUUCUUGAGGCAACAAAUUGUAUUUCUCAGACCCAGAGUUCAGUGAACUUGAUCAUGCCCAGAGAGACGCCUAUAGGUUGCUUUAUCAAUCAGUCAUCCAGUUAUUCCAAGUACAAUAACACCCCAGAAACUGAAGGGCAAGAAGAUGCCAGUUAUGAUGAUGAUCCCCAGGAAGAUGAAGUCAUCCAGUCUUUGUUGGAUGUUGUGGACGAAGAAGCCCAGAACCUAUUGAACUGCAAUCACACAAUAGCAGACAUGCUGGAGACCUUUAGGAAUUUGACAGAAGAAAAAGCAGAAGACACAGAUUGUGAUGGCUCCUCUCUACCUGAAGAUUUCCCAGAAUCCACAAAGGCAGAUGCCAGUGAAGACUGUUGCGAAGAAAAAGUAUUAAAAGAAAGUGUAACUCAAAAGCUCGAGGGGAGGAAAGACGGUGAAGGUGAAAUAAUGUGGGGAAGUGACAAGCUGCCAAAUGAAACAAUAAACCAGGAAGACCCUACAAAAGAUCACCCCUUUUUAACAAAUAAAGAGCUCUCUGCCCUCCCUGUCGUCAAAGUGCUUCCUUCAGGCAAUUAUGCUGGUAACAAGUUGAAAUGUGUGAUCCGAAUGUUGCGUGGUCUACUAGAGCAAGGAAUUCCUUCCAAAGAGCUGGAGAAUCUUCAGGAAUUAAAACCUUUGGAUCAGUGCUUAAUCGGACAAACGAAGGAAAAUAGGAGGAAAAACAGAUAUAAGAAUAUACUUCCCUAUGAUGCCACAAGAGUCCCGCUUGGAGAUGAAGGGGGUUAUAUCAACGCCAGCUUCAUUAAGAUGCCGGUGGGCAACCAAGAAUUUGUUUACAUCGCCUGUCAAGGACCUCUCCCUACAACGGUUGCAGACUUUUGGCAGAUGAUUUGGGAACAAAAUGCUACAGUGAUAGCUAUGAUGACCCAGGAGGUAGAAGGAGAAAAGAUCAAAUGCCAGCGGUACUGGCCAGAUAUCCUGGGCAAAACCAUAAUGGUAAAUGACAGGCUUCGGCUUGCCCUGGUGAGAGUGCAGCAGCUAACAGGCUUUAUUGUCAGAGCAAUGGAGCUCCAGGAUAUUCAGACUGGAGAAGUAAGAUGUGUUUCUCAUCUGAAUUUCACUGCCUGGCCAGACCACGAUACACCUUCACAACCAGAUGACUUACUCAUGUUUAUCUCAUACAUGAGACAUGUCCACAGAUCAGGGCCAAUCAUCAUUCACUGCAGUGCUGGGAUUGGACGUUCAGGGACACUUAUUUGUAUAGAUGUGGUUCUAGGACUGAUCAAUCAAGAUCUUGAAUUUGACAUCUCUGACCUGGUGCGCACAAUGAGACUGCAGAGGCAUGGGAUGAUUCAGACUGAGGAUCAAUAUAUUUUCUGCUAUCAAGUUGUCCUUUGUGUAUUGAGACGUCUUCAAAUUGAAGAAGAGCUGAAAAAUAAGCAGCAGCAUCUAAAAUGAUUCUUAAAACUUUUGUGUGCAUACAUGUCUGUUGUUAGCUAUGUCAAACUUUUCUUUCAAGACAUCUGCCCUGGCCGUUUAUCGGCCUUGGGAAAGGGCAAGAGAAGUCAAAUACCUUUAUAAAGACCCUCCUCACUCUGAAAUGAGAGGAUGUCCUGUAUAACAGUAAAUAUCUAAUAAAGCUGUAUUGUAUAGCUUUUUUAAACUAUGAUAAUUAUUGAAAUAAAAUGUUGUAUUAAAAAAUACUAACCUAUUACUGCAGUUAUUAAACUGCCUUUUUUGCUUAAAUUCCUUAGGGAAAAUUAAGGCAGUAUUUGAUCCAGGCAAGCAUUGUAAACUGGGAUGUUUUCUUAGUCUAUUUUUAAAAC
This is a messenger RNA of Trichosurus vulpecula (common brushtail), 7947 nucleotides long. It is a transcript of the gene PTPN13, whose product is annotated as protein tyrosine phosphatase non-receptor type 13. Gene Ontology annotation, cellular component: cytoplasm; cytoskeleton; nucleus. The transcript is spliced from 48 exons. The coding region runs from base 83 to 7579 and encodes 2498 amino acids. Lineage: Eukaryota; Metazoa; Chordata; Mammalia; Diprotodontia; Phalangeridae. Gene Ontology annotation, biological process: peptidyl-tyrosine dephosphorylation. Gene Ontology annotation, molecular function: protein tyrosine phosphatase activity; phosphatidylinositol 3-kinase regulatory subunit binding. The record is from RefSeq and is a predicted model, not a curated record.